CCUCACUCACACACACACGCACUCUCUGAUGACUGAGUGAGUGAGUGAAUGAACGGUGAGGUGAUGGAGGGAGAGCCGGCACCGCAGCAGCAGCAGCAGCUUCUCUCCUCCUCCUCGUCGCUCGCGCUCCUCCCGCCUCCUCCCACUAUCUCACCGGCGGUUCCUCCGGUCGUGAAGCUCGGUCUCACCGUGGUCUACACCGUGUUUUACUCGCUGCUCUUCGCCUUCGUGUACGCGCAGCUGUGGCUCGUGCUGCGUUACCGCCACAAACGCUUCAGUUAUCAAACUUCCUUCUUGUUUCUGUGUCUGCUGUGGGCCGCGCUGCGCGCGCUCCUCUUCUCCUUCUACUUCAGAGACUGCGUCACCGCCAACGCGCUCGCGCCGUUCGCCUUCUGGCUGCUCUACUGUUUCCCGGUGUGUCUGCAGUUCUUCACGCUCAGCCUCAUGAACCUCUACUGCGCACAGGUUUACUUUAAGGCCAAGUCCAAGUAUGCGCCUGCUCUGCUCAAGUACAGACUCCCUCUGUACCUGGUCUUCCUCGGCGUCAGUCUCCUCUUCCUGGUGGUGAAUCUGGUCUGUGCCCUGCUGGUGAAGAUGAGCACCACCGACGUCAAGACCAUCGUCCUAGUGAGGGUCACCAUUAACGACAGCCUGUUUGUCCUCUGCGCCGUCUCGCUCUCCGUCUGCCUCUACAAGGUCGCCAAGAUGUCGCUGGCCAACAUUUACCUGGAGUCAAAGGGGACCUCGGUGUGUCAGGUGACUCUGAUCGGCAUUAUGGUGGUGCUGCUUUACGCCUCCAGAGCCUGUUACAACCUGGUGGUGCUCGCCCUCGCCAACAUCGAGACUGUCAACUCCUUCGACUACGACUGGUACAACGUCUCAGACCAGGCAGACCUGCGUUCGUCACUGGGAGACGCCGGUUACAUCGUGUUUGGCGUGAUCCUGUUUGUGUGGGAGCUGCUGCCGACCUCGCUGGUCGUCUUCUUCUUCAGGGUCCGGCGUCCUCCUCAGGACCGGAGUUCAGCCGGGAUACCGAACCACAUCCUCUCCUCCCGUGGUUACUUCUUCGACAACCCGCGCCGCUACGACAGCGAUGAUGACCUGGCAUGGAGCAUUCCUCCCCAGAAUGCAUCAGCGAGUCUUUCGUCGGACUGUUACGACUGGAGCAGCCGCCACAGCAGCUUCACCGUCCACAUCGGCACUGACGACCAGCACCUGACUGCCACCGCUGGAGAGCUCCACCCCUACCCGUGACUCUGCCCCUUCUGCACUUCUCGUUUGUUUAUCGUCACUCACGUUUGUCGCAGCGUAGAAAAAAACGUAGUAAAGACGCAAGGAUGUUUGAAGAGGUUUCCUACACGGAUCUCACACACACACACACACACUGCAGCGCCAACAACUGCGGUGUAAACUUGUACCGAUUGUAGUGGCGGGGCUAAUGUGUGAUUGACAGCUAGUACUGUAAAAGUGGGGUGUUGUUGCAGGUCAUGUUUGUCAGGCUCCACCCCUCUACUUCCAAAUAUGGUUACUUCUAGUUUAAAAAAAACCCAAGACAGCACUGAUUAAAAUAUUUGAGGGCGUGGCUACACUGUGACUGACAGAGCGUUCCAGUUUCACAGCUGCUGGCUAGUCUUAGCAUUACAGCUAGUUUUGCUAACUAGCAAGCAAAUCUAGCCAGUGUGCUAAUGUUAGCAUGUUAGCUAACGUGAUUAAUAUUAGCAAGCUAAUCUGGUUUAAUAAACAGUGUUAGAUACAGAUAACAGGGUUAGAUGGAGGAGAUUGAUUCGCUGUGGCGACCCCUGAAGGGAGCAGCCGAAAGGAAAAGAAGAAGUUAGCAUUACUGCUAGUCUGCUAAUUAGCAAGCUAACUUGGUUUGAUAAACACUGUUAGCAUUGAAAUGUUUAUCUAUCGUAAACUCACUGUAGCAACAGCAGCUGUUAGCCGUUGAUUCUCAGGGCAACGAUUGAACGUGUGGUGGUUUCCAUGGUAACGCCGUGUAGGAACUCUGCUUCAUAGACGUCCAUAUUUGUGUUAAAAAAAAUUAUUUAUCGCAAUGAACGUCACUCACUCAUUCAUGUGAAAUAAUGAACUAAAGUGUUUGUUGAGUGUUUGUUUUAUUUAAAAAGGAUAGAAUUAAAUGUGUAAAAAUAAC
Messenger RNA from Solea senegalensis (Senegalese sole), 2152 nucleotides. Its product is annotated as G protein-coupled receptor 137Ba-like. Gene Ontology annotation, cellular component: lysosomal membrane. Lineage: Eukaryota; Metazoa; Chordata; Actinopteri; Pleuronectiformes; Soleidae. The coding region runs from base 49 to 1254 and encodes 401 amino acids. The transcript has 7 exons. The record is from RefSeq and is a predicted model, not a curated record. Gene Ontology annotation, biological process: positive regulation of TORC1 signaling; negative regulation of bone resorption; negative regulation of osteoclast differentiation.